Messenger RNA from Aricia agestis (brown argus), 2797 nucleotides. Its product is annotated as putative fatty acyl-CoA reductase CG5065. Bases 413 to 1978 code for a protein of 521 amino acids. NCBI's taxonomy places the organism in Eukaryota, Metazoa, Arthropoda, Insecta, Lepidoptera, Lycaenidae. Gene Ontology annotation, biological process: long-chain fatty-acyl-CoA metabolic process. The transcript has 12 exons. Gene Ontology annotation, molecular function: alcohol-forming very long-chain fatty acyl-CoA reductase (NADP+) activity. Gene Ontology annotation, cellular component: peroxisome. The record is from RefSeq and is a predicted model, not a curated record.
GUCUGCGGCGGCGGGUGUAGUCUGUCCGCCCGCGCACGCGCGCUCCGCCCGCCCUCCGCACACAAGAUGGCCGGACGCCGCGUCUCCGAUUGAUUUUUUUAUUAAAUUCCUCCAAACACAGCAACCGCCGCGACCCGCCGCUCCCGGCUCGGCCGACUCGAAAAUAAGUCGAUCUAUAUAUAACCCGCGGCGCGCGGAAACGUUUCAUGAUUUAUAACCUACCCCCGAGUGCUCCUCCGUGAGAAUCGUGUCGGGCGAGUUAUGUGUGGUCCGCCGUAGGAGCUGCCUCCGUCGUCCCCUGCGAAGAUGAGCGCUAGAAGUGAUGCUACUAGGUCAUAGCGCAUCGACGUCCCCCCGCUAGAACACGCAUGGUGUAUCGGUCGUGGCGCGGUCGGUAACGGUAUCUCGCACGAUGGCGUCGACGUUCGCCGGCUUCGGGCAGGAGUACGUGCCCGUGGCGGAGUUCUACGCCGACAAGUCGGUGUUCGUCACCGGCGGCACGGGGUUCAUGGGCAAGGUGCUGGUUGAAAAACUGCUGCGGAGUUGUCCAAAAAUUAAGAAGAUAUAUCUGUUGAUGCGGCCGAAGCGCGGGCAGGACGUGACGUCACGGCUCAACGAGCUGUUGCAGCUGCCGCUGUUUGAAACUCUUCGUAAAGAGCGGGCCCACGAGCUGAACAAGAUAGUCCCCAUCGUCGGCGACAUCACAGAGCCAGAGCUGGGCAUCAGCCCCGCGGACCAGACCAUGCUGUGUCAGAAGGUGUCGGUGGUGUUUCACUCGGCGGCGACGGUGAAGUUUGACGAGAAGCUCAAGCUGUCGGUCACCAUCAACAUGCUGGGCACGCAGCAGCUCGUGCAGCUCUGCCACCGCAUGCUGGGUCUAGAGGCUCUGAUCCACGUGUCGACGGCGUACUGCAACUGCGAGCGCGAGCGCGUGGAGGAGACGGUGUACGCGCCUCCAGCGCUGCCCGAGCACGUGGUGACCCUGGUGCAGACCCUGCCUGAUGAUCUCGUCGACAGGAUCACACCGGACUUAGUGGGAGACAGGCCUAAUACUUACACGUUCACGAAAGCUCUCGCCGAGGAUAUGCUCAUCAAGGAGUGCGGCAACCUUCCAGUGGCCAUCGUCAGACCAUCUAUUGUGCUGUCGUCUCUACGGGAGCCAGUGAAGGGCUGGGUGGACAACUGGAACGGCCCGAACGGUAUCAUCGCGGCGGUGGGCAAGGGCGUGUUCCGCACCAUGCUGGGCACCGGCUCCAAGGUCGCUGACCUCGUGCCCGUCGACACCGUCAUCAACCUCAUGAUCGUCAGCGCCUGGAGGACCUCGCUCAAGAGAAACGAAGGUGUGCUCGUGUACAACUGCUGCACCGGACAACAGAACCCCAUCACAUGGCAGCUGUUCGUUGAAACUAGUUUCCGGUAUAUGAGGAAACAUCCCUUCAGCGAAGUGAUCUGGUACCCCGGCGGCUCCAUCACCAGCAAUCGUCCAUUGCAUGAGUUCUUGGCUUUCGUACAACAUCGGGUGCCGGCGGUCGUGGCGGAUCUAAUAUCGUGGUUGUCAGGUCGAAAGCCCAUGAUGAUAAAAGUCCAUAACAAAUUAGAAAAGGCCUCGGCGUGUCUGACAUACUUCACGACCCGGCAGUGGUCGUUCGCGGACAACAACGUGCAGGCGCUGUGCGCGGCGCUCUCGCCCGAGGACCGCACCACCUUCGACUUCGACGUAAGGAACAUCGACUGGGAGGCGUACAUCGAGGCGUACGUGCUCGGUAUUAGGAGGUUCCUGUUCAAAGAGGAUCCGAAUACGUUGCCAAAGUCCAGAAAAGUUAUUCGAAGGUUACACAUAGUCCACAUUCUAAUCCAAGUGAUGUCUGUGUUCCUGGUGUGGCGAUUCCUGUUCAGCCGGUCGGCGACGCUGCGCGCGGCGUGGUCGCGGCUGGUGGAGGUGCUGGCGCGCGCGGCGCGGCUGCUCGCCGUCGUCUGAUGUCCGCCGCACUCGUAACGGCGCCCCCCGCUCUGAGCGCGCACCUACGAAUGUGGCUUUUGGAGAAGUUCGGCGCGGAUCGUUCUAGAGUAAACGCGACAAACGCUCGAUGACAAUAUUUAUGUUGACGGCGCCGGCGCGCGGGGAACUGGUCAACCGGUCGACGUAUCGCGUGAUCCGCCCGGCGCUGACUCGGCGCGUUUCGUUGAGCUCCGAUGCACAAUACGCAGUAGUAGUACAAGUGAUCAGAGUUGUGAUUAUUGGUAAGCUUCUAUUGGUGAUAUCGAUUCUCAAAUUUCUUUCUCUCCUGCUGGUGCUCGAUAUUUAUAUAAACGUAGCGAACGUUACCGCGGACCAUCGAAGACGAAGGAGCUACUCGUCGACCGAUACUAAACGAUAAUGGCCUCCACUGUGAUGACGGCUCCGGGCUGUGAUCGCACUGCCACCGAACACUUCGCGACUCAUUUCAGAGGGGUUCAAUCAGAGAUCCAAUCCUAUUUCUACUGUCUCAUCUUCUGUCAUGCGAAAAGUUUGUUUCCGCAUUGAGAAAGCUCCACUUUCUCUUGCCUCACGAUGGAACGAUUUCGACGCAUUUCCCUCUGUAGACUGAUUUUCCCCCACUUCCACCUCCAAGCUUCUCCAAAUACAAACUGUCAAAAGUCACAUUCGUAAGUGAGCGGCGGCCCGGGAGGCCUCCACGUUCGUUCGAGAUUCACUGUUACGUCGCCACGCCGCGCGGCGACGACGUAGGCGUAAGGACACAACGGCAAUUAAUUAAAUUAUGUUUAGAUUUUACUAUAAUAGAUACGUCAAGACUAA